AUGGCAGCGCCCACACACGCUAGACGAGCAACCACACUACCCGACGAUGGAACCCCCAUGGAUUCCAGACCAAACCACGUCGAUCGUCGUCCAACAGUGCCAGAAGAACACGAUUACGACUCGACAGUUCCUCAACCGAAGACAAUGUCGACACCCAAGCUGUAUCUGAUAGAAGGGGAGGCUCAAGCGUUUCGACACUUGGCUCACAGUAUCGUCUCCAGAACACUAGCACACGAGUGUGAGUUCCGUCAACUUGGAUGUCCAGAACCGAACAGUAAGGAGUGGAAGCUGCUCAAACGACAGGACGACUUGAGUGUCUACAAGCAGCGAGGCAGCAGCGACUCCAAGACGUACACGGUCAAGUGUGUGGGCUCACUGGAAGGCACGUUAGAAGACAUUCUCUACGGCACACACUCGAAGAAUCGCGACGAAAUGCACGCGACCGCAGCGUAUUUACACAGCAGCCACAUGGACUGCGCCGUGCUCAAUGUUCUCGACAGUGGGACGGACGAAGACCCGUAUCGACAACUUGCACUCAAGUGGUUCAUUGCUGAGACCUUCGGGGAUGCGCGGUUAGUGAAGCAUCGGGACUGGUUUAACAUCGAGUCAACCGGUAUGGGCACCGACACCUGGGGUCGUCGCUUCGGCUACUUCCUUGCCAAGUUUGUUGAUCACCCUGGAUGUCCGCCGAUGCCUGAGGAUAGUGACGUGAUCCGUGGGAAGAUGGCCAUGUGCUGCAUUUACCGUCAAGAACCGGGAUCCAAGAUCGUCGAUGUGUACGCCAAGGGGUCGAUCGAUCUAGGUGGAGGGAUGCCAGCUUUCAUCACCAGCAGUGCGUCGUGUGCUAUGAUGUUCAAUAUGGCUGUGUCCAUGGAAAGCGCCGAAUCCAAGCGUCUUACUAAACUUGCGCUUCAACACGCUCAAAGGGAGGCUAAGGAGAAGGAGAGAAAGGCUGAAGCUGAGGAGGAAGAUGCGAUAGAAAGGUCGCAGAAGCUCACGACGGAAUCGGUUAUCGACUUGCUGGCAGCGUCCGUGAUCUCCUCGUCGACUACUUCAUCGAAUGAGGGAAAGAUGAAGGCGUCGAAAGCCACUAGGGUGCCUUGCCAUGUCUGCGGUAAGAAGCCUGUCAUGUCCAAAUUUGUCCGAUCAUCGCAUCGCAAAUGCGGUAUCUGCAAGGAACGAGCGUGCAGCAAGUGCAACAUCAAGCGGAAACUGUUUGGCCGAGCGGGUCCAGUGACGGUGUCGUGCUGUAAAGUCUGCAUCCUCGAGUCGAAGCGCCUGAGCAUAGAUCCACGUGAACCUUGUCCAAUUCUUCCUUAA
Molecule: messenger RNA, 1320 nt
Organism: Phytophthora infestans T30-4
Lineage: Eukaryota; Oomycota; Peronosporomycetes; Peronosporales; Peronosporaceae
Exons: 1
Coding region: 1-1320 (439 amino acids)
Source: RefSeq, a predicted model, not a curated record